AUGGCUAUUCUCCUCGCUCAUGAUGGUCAUCGGGUGACCGUGUUUUCUGAAGUGCUCGAGCCGGGCUUCGAACUGAACGGUGCAGUGGAUAAUGUGCAAGUUAAGUCACCAAAUUCACUCGCCAAACAAAUUCGCGAGCUGUUUCGAAUUGUCAUGCGCCUCGUAAAAAAGUUUGAUUGGAAUACUAAAAAUCUAAAAAUGAUGAAAUUUCCCACGAUAUGUUCACAUUUUUCAGAUCUCUUUAUAACGCAUUCAAUGCUGAAAUCGCUUUCAAGGAAUCCAGUUACUGAACCGAAUUACUAUUCACGACUCGACCUUCUGAAUCGCCAUCCUCUAUCGUUUCUGUGUAGACUGAUUACCGCACGUGAUGCACUGAUCGAACAGAUGAGUGUUCUGAUCCUUGGUGAUCGUUUCAUUAAAAGGAGUGCAAACAAACUUGCCAUUGAUACUGGAUUCAGUAAACUUUUUUCUGUACGUUCGUCAUAUUCGACUCGUCAAAAAACUAAACAUUCUUCCAUCACAUUCGUUGACUACUUCGAUAAGCCCUAUUGGCCUACAGCAAUCUCAAAUUCAAUCGUUUUCACGACACCACCAUGUGAUGUUCCACAACCUCUGUCGAAUGAAAUCAAACAAUUCGUUGAUGAUCCACGAUCGAAAGGAACUAUUUAUAUGGCCUUUGGGUCGCUUGUUAAUUGGGCAACUGCUCCGGACAAUGUUAUUCAAAGUUUCAUUGAUGCGUUCAAUUCGCUGCACGACUAUCGUAUCAUAUGGACGUCUGGUGAAAAAUUACCGCUCCAAUUGCGCACUCACAUCAAAACACUCUCGUGGGCACCUCAAGCGGCUCUUUUGCACCACAAUCGCACGAAACUCUUCAUUACGCAUGCUGGCUUAAAAAGUUUGAAAGAAUCAAUUUGUGCCAGUGUACCCAUAGUGGCAGUGCCAUUUUUCGCUGAUCAAAUGAAAAACUCAUUAAUUGCAAAAAAUUUGGGAUUUGCUGAGAUCAUUCACAAACGUCGAAUCACCUCAACGGUGGUUCUGAACACAUUACGGUUGAUGCUUGAAGGUGACUCGUAUCGAGAGAGAAUCUUAUCUGUAUGUUACUUCAAAAUAUCAGUGAAUCUCAAUGAUGAUAAUUGA
Messenger RNA from Anisakis simplex (herring worm), 1137 nucleotides. NCBI's taxonomy places the organism in Eukaryota, Metazoa, Nematoda, Chromadorea, Rhabditida, Anisakidae. The record is from the annotation of a GenBank genome assembly.